UAUUGUCAUUAUGUCAUUUGGAUUUUGAUUGAAUGAAAUAUAACCUAUAACACCUUGACUAAAUAAAUUAAUAAUUGUCAUUUUAUAGAAAGUGAUUGUUUAGUGUACUUUAAUAAAUACUUUUUAAAUUGUAUUGUAAUGAGUCAGAGAUAAAGUUAAUUGUUAAACUUUAAUAGAGAAUUACAGAGACCGAGUUAAAAUGGCCACUGCUUACGGAAUACAUCUGGGCAACAACUCCGCAUGUUUAGCGUCUUUUACAAAUGGUACAGCUUCAGUAAUAGCAAAUGAUGCUGGCGACAGGGUGACACCAGCUGUAGUAGCACUUAAUGGCUCUGAAUGGGAGAUAGGGCUAACUGCUAAAUCAGGUCAAGCAUUAUCAAAAGCCAUUGUAAAACAUAAUAAAAGACUUAUGAAUUGUGAUUGGAAUGAAGAGGAUUUAACAUAUGUCGAAACCUCUUCAACUUGCCGUAUUCAAAAUGAAGAUAAGUUAACUUAUGAGUUUGAGUCUGGUGAAACAACACAAUAUUCAAACCCUGAUAAUAUAGCAACUAAGAUUUAUGCUAAAUUGUUUACUAUAGCUAGUCACUCAGUUAAAAAUGAAGGCGACCUAAAAUUGGUGCUAGCUGCCCCUUUGCAUUGGUCUAAUGAAAGUAGGGAGAGGUUAGUGAAAUGUGCCGAAUUAGCAGGAUUUGAUGUUCUACAAGUUAUAAGUGAACCAGCUGCAGCAUUAUUAGCAUACAAUGUUGAGGAUACUUCAGAAGAGAUAAAUGUUUUAGUUUAUAGACUUGGAGGGUCUUCAUGUGAUGUAUCUAUAGUAAAUGUUGCUGGAGGAUUUAUUACGAUUGAAAAAAAUAUCUUUCGUUCUGAUUUAGGAGGCCAGUGUUUGACAAAAGAUUUAGCCAACUAUAUAGCCCAGGAAGUGAAACAAAAAUGGAAAUUAGAUCCACAAGAGAGUCGUAGAGCUAUGUCUAAGCUGAUGCAUCAUGCUGAUAAUUGCAAACAUGUCCUUUCCACCUUGAAUUCAGCACAUGUUUUCAUAGAAUCAUUAUUAGAUGGUGUAGACUGGAGUCAGAAUGUGUCUCGGGCUAGAUUUGAAAACAUAAUUUCUUCAAAAUUGUCUGCAUAUGUUGAGCCUGCUCAAAAACUUAUUGAAAGUUUUAAUGGGAAGAUUCACAAAAUAGUUUUAUCUGGUGGCAGUAUGAAGAUCCCAAAAUUACAGUCUGCAAUUGCAAAUUUAAUACCAGACGCAGAAGUUCUCACUGGAAUAAAUCCUGAUGAAGUGAUAGCUAUGGGUUGUGCUCGACAAGCAGGAAUGCUUAUAGAUGUGCCUGAAUUUAAUAUGCAUGACUUAAACACAGAAGUGGAAUUUCUUGGAAAAGAUAUAUACCUUAAAUAUUUAGAUCAAACUACACAAAUCUUUAAAGAAGGUGCUGCACCAUUUGCUCAACAUGUUUCUAAUGUUGAUGCUGGAGAGGAUGUCAAAAAUGUAAGUUUUAGUUUACACGAGGACCCUAAUGGCGAACAGUUUGCUGCCGAGACAUUUAAUGUGGAAAGUUUGAAUAAACCUUUCACUUUAAAGGCUACAUUACAGCAUUCAAAAGUAGUCUUACAAGUUGAAUAGAGAAGAGCCAUCAAAAUAAAAUAAACAUUAAUAAUAAUGUGUAUUCUUAUGCCUAACUAACAUUUGUAAACAAUAUAUGGAAUAUAUAUUAUAUAUAUAA
This is a messenger RNA of Galleria mellonella (greater wax moth), 1721 nucleotides long. It is a transcript of the gene Hsp70-14, whose product is annotated as heat shock 70 kDa protein 14. Lineage: Eukaryota; Metazoa; Arthropoda; Insecta; Lepidoptera; Pyralidae. Gene Ontology annotation, biological process: protein folding. The coding region runs from base 200 to 1621 and encodes 473 amino acids. The transcript has a single exon. Gene Ontology annotation, molecular function: ATP-dependent protein folding chaperone; ATP binding. The record is from RefSeq and is a predicted model, not a curated record. Gene Ontology annotation, cellular component: cytosol; nucleus.